AUGGUCAGCGUAGAGGCGGCCCAAGAGGCUGCAAAAUUCAAGGUCCAAGGCAAUGUUUUCAUCAAGGAGAAAGACUACAGUGCUGCAGUAGAAUGCUACUCGAAAGCAAUCGAACGUGACGAUACACAGAGCAUUUACUUUUCGAACAGAGCUUUCGCCAGACUAAAGCUGGACAACUUCCUCACGGCCGUAGAAGAUUGUACUAAGGCCCUAGAGCUCGAUGGAAAGAACAUCAAGGCUCUGCACAGGAGAGGGCUGUCGCACGUUGGUCUUUUGCAGUUCAAUCUUGCGCGUAAGGACUUCAGAAAGCUUCUGCAAAUGAAGCCCAACGAGCCCACUGCCAUAAAAGCCUUGGAAGCGUGUGAGAAAUUCAUUAGACAAGAAAAGUUCAAAAAAGCGAUCGCUGGUGAUGGCGAUCAGAUCAAAAUUAAUCUCUGCGCGCAAGUACAACUCUCCUCCUUCGACGGAAACUCGGACAUCCUCAAUUAUGAAGGGCCCUCUUUGGAGAUGACCCAGUUAGUGAAUGAAAAAAAUGAGCCUACCGGCGCUCAGAUCACAAAUAUGUCCCAGGAAUUCGUGUCAUUUAUGGUGAACGAUCUUUUCUUGAAGGGAAAGAACCUACCCAAAAAAUACGUGGCCGCAAUCGUCUCUCAUGCAGAGCGCUUGUUUCAUCAAGAGCCCUCUGUCGUUGAGCUCAAUAACGCUACCGAAACCGAUGUCAAAAUCUCGGUAUGUGGUGACACACAUGGUCAAUUUUAUGAUGUUUUGAACAUUUUCCGCAAAUACGGCAAAGUGGGAUCGAAGCAUUCAUACCUAUUCAACGGUGACUUCGUUGACCGCGGCUCGUGGUCGUGCGAAGUGGCUAUUCUGUUCUACUGUCUGAAGAUUCUGUUUCCUAACAACAUGUUCAUUAAUAGAGGAAACCACGAAACUGAUAACAUGAAUAAGAUAUACGGAUUCGAGGACGAAUGCAAGUACAAAUACUCCCCCCGAAUCUUCGAAAUGUUCUCUCAGAGUUUCGAAGCUCUACCUCUCGCAACAGUCAUCAACGACAAGUAUUUGGUCAUGCAUGGUGGUCUCAGCGCCGACAGCUCGGUGUCUCUAGAUGAUUAUAAAAAGAUCGACAGAUUUUCUCAGCCACCAAGAGAAGGUCCUUUCAUGGAGCUACUGUGGUCUGAUCCACAAGCCGCUAAAGGCCUGGGUCCUUCUGAACGUGGACUAGGACAUUCGUUCGGACCGGACGUUACAGCCAACUUUCUCGCGAGGAACAAACUUCACAAGAUCUUUAGAUCUCAUGAGGUGAGAAUGGGUGGUGUUCUUUUCGAGCACGACAAAAAGCUGGUGACUGUUUUCAGUGCUCCUAAUUACUGCGACUCUCAAGGCAAUUUGGGUGGUAUUAUCCAUGUUGUACCUGGAACCGGUGUCAUUGGUCAGAACGACAACGACGACGAGGAUUUGCUAGUUGAGACUUUUGGCGCGGUGGAGCAUCCAAACGUGAAGCCUAUGGCUUAUUCUAAUGGAGGACUAGGGUUUUGA
Molecule: messenger RNA, 1536 nt
Organism: Lachancea meyersii CBS 8951
Lineage: Eukaryota; Fungi; Ascomycota; Saccharomycetes; Saccharomycetales; Saccharomycetaceae
Source: the annotation of a GenBank genome assembly